UCCCUAUGUCACGUGAGACCGUUUCUUAUCCUGUCACCGCACGCAUCGCGGGUGUGUUCAGCGCGUAGUGCUGGAAAUACCCUCAUUCUGCCAUUUAAAGAGGGUCUUACAAGACGUUGAGUCGUGACAACAGAACUACAAUAUGUAGAUUCUAAGGACACGGAGAACGGUGGCGAUUCUGUGCUGCAAAGUUAAAUGGGAAAUCUGAUGGGCAGUUGGCGUUACAAGGAGCCGAGCACUGUGGAGGAAUGCGACUCUACAUGGGGGUCGGAUUCAGAGAGCGACGAGCAACCGGGAGACAACGACAGCGGGAUUUCGGAUUCCGUCAGCCCGACGGAUACGGGGAAAUGCGCCGAUCCAACGGACAUAUCCCCUCAGCUGUCAGGAUCUCCUGCCACCAAGAUGAAGAGAAGCUUUUAUGCUGCGAGAGAUCUCUACAAAUAUCGUCACAGCUACCCGAACUACAAGGAGUCUCGGCAAACCAACGAUUAUCGCAACCUCCGCUUCUACCUGAACAAGAUUCCCCUGGUUCCAGAUGGUGUCUACAUAGAGGAGAUCCUGAACACCUGGAGGGGAGAUUAUGAGAAACUGGAGCACAAUCACACCUAUAUCCAGUGGCUGUUCCCGUUAAGAGAACAAGGGCUUAACUUCUACGCUCAGGAGCUGACACAGGAGGAGAUAAAGGAGUUCCAGAGCACCCGCGAGGCCAAGCGCAGGUUCCUCCAGGUGUACUCCCUCAUGCUGGACUUCUACGGGAUCAAGCUGCUGGAUAAGAGCGGGAACGUAGCGAGAGCUUCCAACUGGAAGGAACGCUUCCAGCACCUCAAUGAAUCCCAGCACAACUACCUCCGCAUCACGCGUAUCCUCAAGUCCCUGGGUGAGCUGGGCUUCGAGUCCUUCAAGCGUCCGCUGGUGCGCCUCCUGCUGGAGGAGUCUCUGUGCCACGCCACCUUACCCAGCAUGCAACACAGCGCCCUGGAGUACUACGUUUACACCGUCCGCCUCCCCGCCGACCGCCGUCGCCUGCUGCGCUACGCUCGCCAGCACUACCGCCCCGCCCAUGCCUUCCUCUGGGGUCCACCGCCCAGGAGGCCAGGGGCUGGGGGAGGGGGCGGGGCCAGGGCGGAGCCCACCCCGGAGAAGGAGAGGAAGGGGCGGGAGCAUAACCCUCUCCCACGAGGACGCAGGCCAAUGGGGAAGCAGGACUCGGUGGAGAGCGGGGCGGGAGGAAGAGGCGGGGCCAGAACCUCCAGGGAGGGGUCUACUGAGAGGGGGAGGGGCCCAGAAAGGGGAGGGGAGUACGUUGAGACUGUACCACUGUAGAACAUGAAGGGCUUUAAAUGAUUUAGUCUCUGGUAGGAGAGAGAUAUGUUGAGAAGUGGGGGAUGGGAGAGUAGGGAUGGGAGUGGGGUAUUCACUGUAGCAAUAUUAUCUUAUACUGUCUUUUAUUUGCCUUUAUGGACUAAAAUCUGUGUUUAGUAGCAGGCACAAUCUGAAACUGUAUUCUAAUCUGUGAUUACUCCCUGUUCACUCCUACAUUAUUCCUCUUUUUAUAUAUAUAGAUAGCGUGCACUCAGCUAUGAUCAUACAGUCUCCUCUGACCAGGCUGGGUGCCUUAGGUAGGGGCGUAGAGCAACACAACACUGGUUUUAUGAUAGAAACAAGUGAUAUGAUUGGAUGAUUGGAGUGAGACACAGGUGCGUGUAUAAGAUGGUUUCUGGAUGGAAUCUUGCUCCUCUGACAAUCCUUGUCUUCCUGAGUGAGAUGCUGGAUAGUGACUGUUCUCCAGGUUAGACAGCCCUGGGAGAGGUGAUAUCCAACCCUGUAUCAGAGGUUAGGGUUUGAAAAGUUUCAUGAAAAUGACUUCCUGGUUGCUUCCUGAACUGAUCUUCCUAUUGGCUGUUGAACCUUGUAAUUGAGGGGAUUGGCUACCAAUUUGCGUAUAGUUUUUAACUCGCACUAGUCAGGCAAUUCUGAAAUAAUUGUAAAGAGUUUUUCAGGUAUGAUGUGUGUGAUGAAAUGGAUGGUAGGAUGUAUGUGUGUGUUUGCAUAGUGUGUCUAUGUAUGGAUGGGGUGUGCAUGUGUGCGUAGUGUUUAUUAAGUGCCUAUUUUUCUAUCUGUUACUUAUUUGCAGUUUGAAAUAUGUGUCUUCAACAACUUUGUAGUGGUUUUGUACUGCAGUUGAUACCCAGUACCUUGAACAACAAAUAAUCCCAGAAUUCCUUUUGGCUCGAGUAGCAUUUCAGUUCUGAGUGCUCCAGAAUGUGGGAGUAGUUUGUAGCAUCAUUACUUGAAUCCAAAAUGCAGAUGACAUGAAAAGGCCUAUACAGUAAAACGGUAUGUUUUCUAUUAAAUAGAGAAGAUGUGAAAUUGUA
Molecule: messenger RNA, 2375 nt
Organism: Hypomesus transpacificus
Lineage: Eukaryota; Metazoa; Chordata; Actinopteri; Osmeriformes; Osmeridae
Gene: ogfrl1
Product: opioid growth factor receptor-like 1
Exons: 7
Coding region: 196-1323 (375 amino acids)
Cellular component (GO): membrane
Molecular function (GO): opioid growth factor receptor activity
Source: RefSeq, a predicted model, not a curated record